Molecule: messenger RNA, 2745 nt
Organism: Harmonia axyridis
Lineage: Eukaryota; Metazoa; Arthropoda; Insecta; Coleoptera; Coccinellidae
Product: peptide transporter family 1-like
Exons: 8
Coding region: 441-2636 (731 amino acids)
Biological process (GO): transmembrane transport; oligopeptide transport
Cellular component (GO): membrane
Molecular function (GO): dipeptide transmembrane transporter activity
Source: RefSeq, a predicted model, not a curated record
GUAAAUUACUGAGGAAAAUUGAAAAUAUUUGAAAUAAAAUGUAGAAUUACUUGAAAUUUGGACAAACCUUGUAUAUAUCUGAUAAAUUUCAGUUCGAGUCAAGUCACUUUCGAAUGACUAUACCUACAUCCGAUCCAGCGACAGACUGCAUUAUAGUAAAUUCCCUCAACGAGCUCACCUUGACUCGAUAUAAAACAGCGAAGAUUGGUAAGCUAUAUUCGUUGUUUGACAAUCACUCCGCAAUCAAGAGGAGAGCUGUAUUGACACCCAAACACAACACUGCGGUUGAUGACGAAAAUGUCCCAAUUCCAAACUUCAAACGUGCAGCGAAACUGAAAUAUGUCAAUUUUCGCUCUAUUUUGUAUCAUUAAAUACUGAAGUGCAAUUCGCGAUUUUUGUGUAGUUUUUUGUGUAGGUUUUUUGUGAAGUUUUUUGUCGAAAUGACGAGUGCAAAAUUGGAAGUUACCAGCGAGAAAACACGUGAUAAGAAAACCAAAUAUCCCUAUUCCGUAUUCUUCAUAGUGAGCAAUGAGUUCUGCGAGAGAUUCUGCUUUUAUGGAAUGCGGAGUAUCCUGACGCUGUAUCUAGUCAAUAUACUAUUAUUUUCAAAAGCAGAUGCCACAGUUAUAUAUCACACAUUUAUUAUGAUGGUAUACUUUUUUCCACUGAUUGGUGCCAUCAUAUCCGACAGCUUCUUAGGAAAAUUCAGAACAAUAUUUUACGUAUCUAUAGUUUAUGCUGCCGGGUGUAUUAUAUUGUCAAUUUCAUCAAUUCCUUCAUUGAACUUGCCCAUGAGAGAAUCAUCGAUAUUUGGAUUAAUUCUGAUAGCCAUUGGGACUGGUGGCAUAAAACCUUGUGUAUCAGCUUUUGGAGGAGAUCAAUUUGUACUUCCAGAGCAAGCAACGUUAUUAGCUAUGUUUUUCUCUCUCUUCUACUUUUCCAUAAAUGCUGGGAGUCUUCUCUCCACUUUUUUGACACCUGUACUCAGAGAAGACGUCCACUGCUUUGGAAAUUCAUCCUGCUACCCUUUAGCGUUCGGAGUUCCUGGAAUACUUAUGAUCGUCGCAAUAGCUAUUUUCGGACUUGGAAAACCAUUGUAUAAAAUCAAACAGCCAGAAGGAAACAUCGUUCUGAAAGUUGUGAAGUGUGUAGGAAAUGCUCUUAAAACAAAAGCAGCAUCGGAUGAAAAGAAAGAACAUUGGCUCGACCAUUCUUCGAAAAAGUAUGGUCAACACUUUGUUGAUGACAUCAAAGCCACACUCAAGGUUCUCCUAUUGUACUUGCCGCUUCCAAUAUUUUGGGCCCUUUACGAUCAACAAGGAACAGCGUGGACUUUCCAAGCAGUUCGUAUGGACGGAAAUAUCGGAUUCUACACAAUUCUUCCAGACCAAUUCCAGCUAAUCAAUCCUCUCCUGAUUAUGGCCUUCAUUCCUAUUUUCCAAUAUAUCGUCUACCCGGUUUUUCAAAAAUUCGGGAUGUUGAGAACUCCUCUCGAGAAAAUGACAUGGGGAGGACUGCUGGCAGCUUUGGCCUUCGCCGUGUCUGCGCUAGUGUCAAUUCAAAUUGAAUCCACCGAUCCAGUAUUACCCAGCGAUGAUUUUGCGCAAAUUAGAUUCUACAACCCAUUACCGUGUGAUGUAACAAUAACGAAAACCGAACCUUGUAGCCUCAAGGAAGACUUGAAUGGUGUGUUGAAACAAAUGGACUACGUUGAAGUUCUGGAUUUGAAAAUGAGAGAUUUGCUAGAAAAAAAUGUAACAAUUACCUACGAAGCCGAGUGCUUGAAAACUAAAUCCCAAGAAAUUAGUCUUUUGGUUAAGGCUGGAAGUACAAUGCUGGCACAUUUCACUUACGAUGGCCUGGUUUCCGGUUAUGAUGAUAUAACAAAGGAUGAUGAUAGUGGAUCCCCGUUUCUCAGGACUCUGAUGAGUAAAUCGGCUUCAGAAGAAAAAUAUUUUGUUUCAUUUUUGAAUAAAGAAAGUGAUCUGAAAACAAUCAACAACACCUUCCUAGAUCGUCUGAAGAUGUCGGCUGGACACUAUCGCGUUAUAAGAACUGAUCAAAUUAAAGCAAAUAACUCUAUGGAAACAAGUGCUCAUAUGAUUCAACUAGCUAAAAGUUCCAGUGAUAUCGAGAUAGAUCUUCGAUUGGGCGGUGUUUACACAUUGAUGCUUCAAGUAGGAGCAAAUGGGGAAAUGAUGGAUGGUAAAUUGAUUACCGUUACCAAGCCAAACUCAAUAUCCAUGCUCUGGCUCCUGCCACAAUACGUUAUUAUAACUGCUGCAGAAAUUCUAUUUUCCAUCACUGGUUUAGAAUUCUCGUAUUCCCAAGCGCCGGUUUCUAUGAAGUCGGUGUUGAGUGCAUCCUUCUUAUUGACUGACUCUAUCGGAAAUCUUCUUGUAGUCGUCAUUGAAGCUGCUAAAUUUUCUGAUAGAGCUUCUUAUGAUUUCUUCUUCUACACUGGACUCAUGGUGGCAGAUAUGAUGGUAUUUUGGUUCCUGGCUCGCAAUUAUAAGUACGUUAACUUCGAGGACAGUGAAGAACAAAUUGGACUUGACAAUGAUAAUAAUUUCGUCAAAUCUAAACAAGAAAUGUGUUCAGAGAACCCAGUAUUCACAAAAAAUCAAGAUGAUUAAUUUUACUGAUCUCGUUAAUUUUAUAAAAUACAUGUAAUAUUGUUGUACAUAGAUAUAUUUAAUUUUAUACAUAUUUGUCUAUAAGAAUUAUAAUUUAUCAAUGACCUGU